Molecule: messenger RNA, 2058 nt
Organism: Homarus americanus (American lobster)
Lineage: Eukaryota; Metazoa; Arthropoda; Malacostraca; Decapoda; Nephropidae
Product: serine/threonine-protein kinase PAK 2-like
Exons: 11
Coding region: 94-1524 (476 amino acids)
Biological process (GO): regulation of axonogenesis; protein phosphorylation; intracellular signal transduction
Cellular component (GO): cytoplasm
Molecular function (GO): ATP binding; protein serine/threonine kinase activity
Source: RefSeq, a predicted model, not a curated record
ACUUAUCAGACACUAUCGGUGGAGUAAACACAGGAUGUGGUAGGGGCUGGGCAUAACGUUUGGGACACUGCGCUACUGAAUGCCAAAUUAAACAUGAAGGCAAUUACUAGGAUAUUCCGACGGAAGGAUGAGGUGACCCCAGUAACAGAAGAUAUGAAUAUUUCUACUCCAACGGUUGUCACUCACACUUUGCAUGUCACCUAUGACCCUAACACUCAGUCCUAUGAGGGCAUUCCUGAUGCCUGGAAAGGAUAUAUUGAAGCUGCUAUUAGUAAAGAUGAAAUUGCUAGUAAUCCACAAGCUGCUAUUGCUGCUGCAAAAUUCUGGAAGUACUCAAUACGACGGAAAGAAACAGAUGUAAAGCUCAUCCCAACGCCUCAAGUUAUCCAGGAAGAAACUGAAGCUAUUGAACAUAUUUUUGAAACUGGUAAAGAUUCGUGUGAAAUUGUUGAGGACUUUACAUCAGUCAAGAAGCCAGAAGAGGAUCAGAUUAAUAGAAAAGAAGAGCAGUCUAACGACCAGGCCUCCAAUAUUACCUUAAAAUCAGAGGAUCAAGUAGACAGAGCAGAAGAUAAGGUUGCCCCAAGCCCUGUGCAGGUACGGAAGAAAAGUCCUAAAAUGAGUGAUGAGGAGGUAAUGAAGCAAUUUAAGCUGCUUUGUUCUCCCAGGAACCCCGAAACAGUGUACAAACGUGAUAAGGAACUGGGAGCCGGGGCUUCUGGAACAGUGUUUAUUGCUCAGGAGAAAGCUAGUGGUCGUAAGGUUGCAGUUAAAGACAUUGAUCUUGACAAACAACCCAAAAAGGAACUGAUUUUGACUGAGAUAAGGGUAAUGAAAGAUCUCCAGCAUGAGAACCUGGUCAACUUCCUCGACGUGUUUUUGCUGAACAACCAUUUAUGGGUGGUGAUGGAGCUGCUUGAUGGUGGACCUCUGACUGAUGUUGUGACAGAAACUAUAAUGAAAGAAAGUCAGAUUGCUGCUGUGUGUCAUCAUACUUUGAAGGGUCUAGAUUACCUUCAUGAAAACGGAAUAAUUCAUCGAGAUAUCAAGUCAGAUAAUGUUCUCCUUGGUAAAGAUGGUUCAGUUAAAGUGACGGACUUUGGCUUCUGUGCUAACAUUAUAGGUGAUGAGAAACGCCAAACCAUGGUUGGAACCCCAUACUGGAUGGCUCCCGAGGUUGUGACUCGUAAACAUUAUGGAAAGAAGGUUGAUAUUUGGUCUCUUGGUAUCAUGGCCAUUGAGAUGAUUGAAGGUGAACCACCGUACUUGAAAGAGACACCACUUCGUGCCCUCUAUCUCAUUGCUUCAAAUGGCAAACCUGUGGUUUCUUCAUGGAAUAAAUUGACCCCCGAGUUUCAGGACUUCUUAAACCGGUGCCUUGACGUUGACGUAGACAAGCGAGCAUCAGCAAUGGAGCUUCUAGAGCACAAGUUCCUCACCAAAGCAGUUAGCACGACCACUCUUAAACCUCUUAUUGAAGCUGCUCAAAGGAUCCUUGGGAAGCGUAUCAGCCAUACCCCAUAGCUUUGUAAACUUAAACAAAUAUUAUGCACAAAGGAAGAUUUUUUUGCUUAUUGACUUUGUAAUUUGUAAUAAAAGUAUAAGACAGUAAAAUGACACUCCCCUAUAUCAGAAGUUUUAGUUUACAGUAAGGUUGAAUGUGAUAGUGGAAGCCAUCUACAAAGUUAUGGUAACCUGCUGUGUUAUAGUAAUUCUGAGGUGUUUGUGUGUUUGAAAAACUUUUGAUUUAAAGGUAUACAUCAAAGAAGGUCAAUCAUAUUCUCCAGUUAUUUCUAUUAUAAUUUACUUUGGAAAAAUGAAAUUUUUUAUUGAACAUAACUUUAUAGUAAUCACUGUUGCUGCUGUUAUCCUUCUUGUUAUUAAUUUGUUUUCAAUUAUUUAGUUUUAAGUUAAACAAAUAGUGACAUACUGUACUUGGUAAGUCAUUUGCAUUCUCAUGGAUUGUGAGCCAACGAGUUCACUCUGAUUGGAUUUCAUUUUAUACACAACAUUCAAGGUUGUGGUAUUAUUAAAUCUAAUGCCAUUGCCGAAAAUGUA